Messenger RNA from Momordica charantia (bitter melon), 1993 nucleotides. Its product is annotated as Histone H3 K4-specific methyltransferase SET7/9 family protein. The record is from RefSeq and is a predicted model, not a curated record. Lineage: Eukaryota; Viridiplantae; Streptophyta; Magnoliopsida; Cucurbitales; Cucurbitaceae.
AACCAGCGAUACCAUUUUCUUCAAAAUUGCACACCCUUUUUGCAGUCCUUUUGCCAAUGGCGUUCCCACCGAAAUCAAGAAGUAGAAGAAGAAGCCACAGCUGCAAAUCCAGAGGCUUCGAUUCCUGACAAACCCAGAAGACACAAAUUUCUUCUCCAAUCAUCGAACCCAGAAGCAGAAUCGUCUGUUUCUGAAUUCAAGAUUGAUAAUCGACUCUGAGAAUCCGUUCAUGAAGAACCCAUUUCGAUUUGCCCGUCUAUGGCGUUGUGUAAGCUUCUCCCGGUGUUCUACGAAGGGUUUGCCAUGACCCAAUCCACUUCUCUGCUAUCGCGAUUCCCGAAGAAAUCGCUGGCUUCUCAAAUCUUUCGCCAUUUCCGCUGUGGCGAGUUGCUCCGAGUUCACUUGCGUUUACUGAUCCUCCUCUCUUUGCCCUUCGUUUACUUCUUUCUCUCGAACCCUCGUCGCUCGGUUGCUCUCAAGUUCUUCGUCGUACUGUUGUUCUCAAUCGCCGCUUUGUUUUUCCUGAAUCUUGCAGUCCCUCGCCUCCCCUCUUCGAUUCGUCUGUUUCUGGUCCGAUCGUCACCAGUUAACCCGUUCUCGUCUUCCGCUGCGACGAAGGCUGCUUCGAAUGUUCGGUGGUCGAUCGGAUCGAAGCCCAAAUCGGAGAAACGGAUGGCGUCGGGUUCUUGGGUGAAGGUUUACAGUAAUGGCGAUGUUUACGAGGGGGAGUUUCACAAAGGGAGGUGCUCGGGGAGCGGCGUUUACCACUACCACAUGAGUGGGAGGUACGAAGGCGAUUGGAUUGACGAGAAGUAUGAUGGGUAUGGCGUAGAGACAUGGGCGAAAGGCAGCAGGUACCGGGGCCAGUACAGGCAAGGCUUAAGGCAUGGAAUUGGGAUUUACAGAUUCUACACAGGGGAUGUCUAUGCUGGGGAGUGGUCUAAUGGGCAGUGCCAUGGCUGUGGAGUUCAUACUUGUCAAGAUGGGAGCCGCUAUGUUGGGGAGUUCAAGUGGGGUGUCAAACAUGGAUUGGGUCACUACCAUUUUAGAAAUGGAGACACGUAUGCAGGAGAGUAUUUUGCAGACAGGAUGCACGGUUUUGGAGUUUAUCGGUUCGGCAAUGGACAUCGUUACGAGGGAGCUUGGCAUGAAGCAAAUAGGCAAGGGCUUGGAAUGUACACUUUUAGGAAUGGAGAAACCCAAUCUGGUCAUUGGCAAAAUGGGAUUCUUGAUGUUCCCAGUCUAGAAAAUAGCCAUCCAGGGUCUUCUUAUGCUGUCAGCCAAGCCAAAGUUUUCGCUGCAGUCCAGGAAGCAAGAAGAACUGCUCAGAGAGCCUUCGAUGCAGGAAGGGUGGACGAAAGAGUUAACAAAGCUGUAGCUGCUGCUAAUAGAGCAGCAAACGCAGCAAGAGUUGCAGCUGUAAAGGCUGCCCAGAAACAAAUGCAGCAUCAAGAGAACUUCACCAACCCAUCAAUCUUAGUGGUCUGAUCGUAAAAGUCCCGAAGUUUAGUACUCCGUCUGCCCGACGACCUUUACAGCAUGACGCUUUUUCCAAAAGGGAAGAAGACACAGGAAAUGCUGGCAAAUGGAUGUUCAUUUUUGUUCUGAAUUCUUUACCAUCCUAUAAGUUCUUCUCACCUGAAAGGUACCUGCCUGGAAACCGCCCGCACAGCCGUGCAAAGGAGCGGAUGGCUGAUCAAGGAGUAGAGAGGUUUAAUUCCCUCUCUCUCUCUCUCAACGUAUCAAGUAUUGUACAUAGAACGAGUUCACCCGAUAACGAGAACUCGAGAAGACUGGUAGAGUUGAGGUUUGACAUUUUGAUGUUACACUUGUGCUGUAAUUAGUUAUAUGUAUAGUAGUAGAUGAAGAAUGGAACUGUGGUGCCAAAGUUUUGUUGUAUAGUGUUAUAAAAAUCAGCCUGAGCUCUGGCCUUUAUGCCUUUCUUCUUCAACUCUCUUAUGUUUAUGCAGAUUUCAUUAUAUUCUUUCCUUCA